Ilex paraguariensis (yerba mate) is the source of this 705-nucleotide messenger RNA. Lineage: Eukaryota; Viridiplantae; Streptophyta; Magnoliopsida; Aquifoliales; Aquifoliaceae. The record is from the annotation of a GenBank genome assembly.
AGCUGUAGUCAAGAGCAAACCAGGAAGGGUAAAAAUGAGACUUCCUAGUUGUACUCGAUGUGAAAAUCUUCCAUUUUGCACAAGUGUCUAUUAAGACCCUCUUGAUUUUUGGUAGUGGUCUACAAAGGCCUCUACAUACAGGGAUCGAGUAUGGGGAUUGCAAAUGUAAAGUCAAAAUCAUUCUGAGUGAAGGUAAUUGGUUGGGGAGAAAUUAGACUUCCCGCCAUAGCAAUUUAAAUUUUGCCACUAAUGAUUUAAAGUUUAAGUGAUAAAAUUUUUUACUUGCAGCAAAAAUAUGCAAUUUUUACAGCAACAAUGUUUUUUCCCGUCACUGUACGAUAAUUUUAGUGACAGUAAAAGUUGCCAUCGAUAAGUCUUUGCAAAAUAAGCCCAAAAAAAAGUUCUUCGCUUCAUAUUUACCCUAACUCUUUGCCCCCCCCCCCUUCUCUUUCCCUCUCGAUCUCUAGAUCUGAAAUUUCAAUGGUGGCACCCUUGACUGUUCGAGCAUCUUGUGAGCGUGGUGUGUUGUGUCGUCGUUCUACGGCCACUACUGUAUUUGUGUUGAAGAAUUGCAAGUUGUAUGCCCGAUCUAACCCUUGGGGUGUUCAUUUGGCCCGCUUCAAAAAUGAUGAGGCAGUAUCAUUUAUACCUCGUGAUGGUUCUUUUGAUCUCAUGACAUAUAGACUCAGUGGAUCUGGAAAUUGA